Messenger RNA from Trichoplusia ni (cabbage looper), 2583 nucleotides. Its product is annotated as pinopsin-like. The record is from RefSeq and is a predicted model, not a curated record. Gene Ontology annotation, biological process: G protein-coupled receptor signaling pathway. Gene Ontology annotation, molecular function: G protein-coupled receptor activity. The transcript is spliced from 8 exons. Gene Ontology annotation, cellular component: membrane; photoreceptor outer segment. Lineage: Eukaryota; Metazoa; Arthropoda; Insecta; Lepidoptera; Noctuidae. The coding region runs from base 412 to 2115 and encodes 567 amino acids.
GUUAACCAUAAUCACGUGUUUCCGCGGAAAUUUUUAACUUUUUCCUUUUUUCGGCAAAGGAAUUUCAACACUCCCUACUGGCAGCCAUAAAAAGUUUUAUUCCCUUCAAAUUAUCCCAACAGGUUGUUGCAACAGACAUUUCAGGGGUUAUAUAUAAGAUUGGCAACCCCUUUUCGGCCAGUAUCGCGUAACGCGCCGCCCCUGACGGACGUCCUGCGUUCCCAGUGAUAUCAAAUUGUACUUAGUUACUCGUAAUAUUUUAUCAAGUUCUUUUCUGUAUGAAUGUUCAGUUUGAAGUGUUUGUUCUGGUUUUAUGUGGAUGACUAUGUUUUAGGUACCUCAAAUCUACAAUGUGCAUCCAAAGUGAAGUGAUAAUUCUUAAAUACUCGUGAAGUGUGAGUGUGUGUGACGAUGACGUCAUAUCCGGAGCAUUUUAACGAUACGGUGGUGAGAGUGGUGGAUGAGGGCUUCCCACUGCUGAUGCCGCGGUGGGGAUACGUGGUAUCCGCCUUCGUGCUGUUCCUGAUCGGAUUUUUCGGAUUUUUCCUCAAUUUAAUGGUGAUAUUACUCAUGUUUAAGGAUCGACAGUUAUGGACACCGCUCAACAUAAUCCUCUUCAACCUGGUCUGUUCAGAUUUCUCCGUCUCAGUCCUCGGGAACCCCUUCACCCUCAUAUCAGCUCUGUUCCACCGCUGGAUCUUCGGCAAGACCAUGUGCGUGCUGUACGGGUUCUUCAUGGCUUUAUUAGGUAUAACGUCCAUCACAACAUUGACAGUGAUAUCUUUCGAGAGGUACAUGAUGGUGACGAGGCCGUUGAACUCAAGGCACUUGAGCUCCAAGGGUGCCAUCAUGUCAAUAGUGUUCAUAUGGACGUAUUCCUUGGCGCUGACCACUCCGCCGCUGAUGGGGUGGGGGCAUUAUGUCAACGAAGCUGCUAAUAUUAGUUGUUCAGUGAAUUGGCACGAGCAGUCGAUGAACACACUGACAUACAUCAUGUUCCUCUUCGCGAUGGGCCAGAUCGUACCGUUAGGAGUCAUCACCUUCAGUUAUGUGAACAUCAUCAGAACAUUGAAGAAGAAUUCUCAACGCUUAGGCCGAGUGUCCCGAGCUGAAGCCAAAGCCACAGCUAUGGUGUUCAUCAUGAUCAUCGCCUUCACCGUCGCGUGGACGCCUUACUCCUUGUUUGCCUUGAUGGAGCAGUUUGCCACUGAACGAAUCGUAUCCCCCGGGGCUGGCGUCAUUCCAGCGCUGGUGGCCAAGAGUUCUAUAUGUUAUGACCCUCUUAUCUACGUAGGAAUGAACACACAAUUCCGAAAUUCCAUCAAAAGGAUUUUCGGAAUCCACACCAAAGGAAAGAACUCGCAAACAGAGAAAGGCUACAACAACACUCUCAUGUCUCCAGCCAACAAACUGUCCAGCCUCAAUAACACCAACCGCUUCAACUCCUCAGAAACUAACCUCUCUAGCCUGCAAAAAAGCUCCAAAGACAAGAAGAUUGCCUUCAACGAUGAUGUAUCAGAAAUCACCAACAAUGAGUACCAUCGAACGUUCAACCGAGAUCCCGAACUCUGCACUAUACCAGAAAACAAAAACUCUGAUGCUGAACGGUCAGGCGACACCGUUUACGAUGAAGACAGCAGUAAUAACAGCAAUCAGACAAAGAAACUCGAUCUGUUUGGCGAGUCUUGCAAAGCCGUCAGUAAGAGAUCUCCAAUUUUAACCUUUAUGGACUCCGAACGGUUACUCUUCAGUAAAAUAUCGGAACACGAUAACCCCGAGCCGAGCGGCAGCAAUGUCUUCGGCAACGACGCCUUCGAAGAUCAUUUGACAGACAAAACGAAUAAAGACACUUACAAAACUGAAAACGAGCGACAGAGCUCCGAGAAACAAAAGAUAAUACGGCAAAGUUACUCCUUAGACUUUCCUCGCCUUUCAAACGAUAACAAAAAAAGGAAAAUGUCAAUAGAAACGAAAUUGGAAAGUUUUAUUCAGCCAAAAGGUUUUUUUAAGGAGACAAUUAAUAAAUUAUUUGAUCCUGAAUCGAAACAGGGACACGAUAACUUUAAGAGCUACUUAUGCGAGACGAAAGAAGAGAUAGGACAUGACAACCUGUAGAUACAAAACGAGGUGACUCAAAUGGGAUCAAUGUCAAAUUAUUAGAAACUAUCGGUAUAUUGACAGGGAGGUAUUGUACUUAUUGAUUUUAAAUCCAGGAAUAUAAUUUAAUAUUCAAGACUGUCUAUAAAAUUAGAUGUCAAAACCAUGUUAUUUUUACUCAGUUCGACUUAAUUUUUUAGGCCAUGUUGAGGAUUUUUCCAAAGAGACCGAAGUCGUUUUUUUCGACCGAAUAAUCGCGAACAAAGGGCUACUCGGGCAGUCUAAAAUUAUAUUCCUGAAGUAUUUUAAAAUCUUGGGUAAAGCGGUGCUGUCCUCGACGUAAACGUAAAAGUACGUAAUGUACGUGACGUACUCGACGUACGUGAAUGACGGUAUUAGUCAAAGAUCUGUGAUAUAGAUACGAGUGCCAAGGUAAAAAAUAAGAAAAAUAUUUUUGGGAACGAAAAAAUCUAGACUUAAGUUAAA